UGUGCCAUCUGUUAAGGCACAGUGUUUCUCUCCUCUGUGGAUCAUUUAACCAUUAAUCAUUUAUCAACGCCACUUUCUCUCUCUCUCUCUUUCUCUUUCUCUGACCUCUGAAGAGGGACGACAGAUCUGCAUCCCUCACACUGGACAGAGAAAAACAUAUGGACUGCCACGAUAUGAAAGUGAAUAGAACAGAAUAGAAUAGAACAGAACUUUGUAAAACAUCCCAGACGAAGACUUCUGCCAUGCUCCCUGCACAGGAAGCAGCCAAGAUCUACCACACCAACUACGUGCGUAACUCGCGUGCCAUGGGCGUCCUGUGGACGGCUUUCACCAUCACCUUUUCUGUCAUAACAGUAGUGGUCUUCAUACAGCCCUACUGGAUUGGGGACAGCGUCAACACACCGCAGGCCGGAUACUUUGGCCUUUUCCACUACUGCAUAGGGAACGCUCUCACUUCAGAGCUGACCUGCAAAGGGAGUGCCCUGGAUUUUGGCUCCAUCCCCUCCGGAGCCUUCAAGACGGCCAUGUUCUUUGUGGGUAUCUCCACAUUACUGGUGGUGGCCAGCAUCGUCUGCUUCAGCCUCUUCUUCUUCUGCAACGCGGGCAGUGUGUACAAGAUCUGCGCCUGGAUGCAACUGGCCUCCAGUACAUGCAUGGUGAUUGGCUGCAUGAUCUAUCCUGAUGGCUGGGAUUCCGAGGAGGUGAAGCGCAUGUGUGGCCAACGAACUGACAAGUACACCCUGGGCAACUGCACGGUGCGCUGGGCCUACAUCCUGGCCAUCAUCAGCAUCAUGGACUCGCUCAUCCUCUCUUUCCUGGCCUUCAGUCUGGGCAGCAGACAGGAUAAGCUGCUGCCUGAGGACUUCCAGGUGGAGGGGAAAGGUACGAGGGUGUAGGGUGGGUGGAGAAUAACAGAGGUCAAAGGUCAAGGGGUAAAGAGAUAUGGAGACCAAAAGCAAUGUUUUAAUUUGAUGUUGUUAAUGUUUUGAGCAAGGUGGUGUGAAUAAAAAAAAACUAUAACAAAAAACCACUAGAGGGUGACAGACAGACGAGUUGUCAGAGAAAAUUUCACUGAGCCCAUUAUAAAACUGUAUAAAGUUUUAUUUUUAGUCUUAAAGGCUACUGUACAGACCAAAUUAAAUCUCCAUUUCUUUUUAGGUACUUAGUCAUUAGGUAACUAUUUUUAUCUCUUAUUACAGAUAAUGCAUAGAUCCCUUGACGAUGACAAGAACAAGAGAUGACCAAACAGUGGAGGAGAGAUGGAUUCAAGGUUCACAUGUACUUUCUAAUCCUGUAGAGUUUUCACCACAGACUCUAACCUUUUAAUUAUGGAUUUUCUGGCGCUGCACUAAAUCUGUGACUAAAAUAACCAUACAGACAUGGACCCUGGUAUUAAAAUCAUUAAAUAUAAAGUCUCCAAAGACCAAUUAAAAAUCAGAUAAUUUACAACAGGUGUAGUCAGAGUGACUGAUGGGUUCUGGAGUGCAUUUCUGUUCUCCCUCCUGUACUAAAAAACAGCUAAUUAUAUUUCUUCAUUUGAGACAAAUGUGUUUUGUUCAAUAGAUCUGUAAGGGUUGUAGUUCUUCAGUAUAUUGAAAAGGCAGUGUUUUAACAGUACUAGUAGUAAUAUUACACUGAAACCAUUCACCUGGGCAAAACCCUGUACCAGACAUAUGUGAAGUUAAGUAAGGAAAAGCAGUCCUAAUAAGAUUUUGAAAAAUAUUUAUUCUCAU
Messenger RNA from Cynoglossus semilaevis (tongue sole), 1733 nucleotides. RefSeq names its product LHFPL tetraspan subfamily member 5a (gene lhfpl5a). The coding region runs from base 243 to 896 and encodes 217 amino acids. The transcript is spliced from 2 exons. Gene Ontology annotation, cellular component: plasma membrane. Lineage: Eukaryota; Metazoa; Chordata; Actinopteri; Pleuronectiformes; Cynoglossidae. The record is from RefSeq and is a predicted model, not a curated record. Gene Ontology annotation, biological process: detection of mechanical stimulus involved in sensory perception; sensory perception of sound.